AUGCUCAAAGAGAAGUUGCAACCAUCAUUUGAUGUUGGUGAAACUGAAUUUAAUCAACAUGAGAAAAUGCAACAAGAUGAUUUGCAAUCAGAGUCUUCAUUUCUAUCAUAUAGUCAAAGAUGUAUUGCCUCAAUAGUAGGUGAAACUUUCGAGAUUGAUUACAAUGAAUAUCAAAAUGUGAGUAGUUGUGAUGGCUUAGAUUCUGACACCGAUGAUGGAGACGGUGAUUAUGAGUAUGAAAAAGAUAAUGACGAUGAACGAUUUAAUAGAAUUAUCAUAAAUACAAAUGGUAACAUAGAUAGUAAAGAGAGUAGUUUACUCUCAUACACAACUUCGGUCUAUUCUAUAUCAGAUGAGGAGGAGGAUGACGAGGAUAGUCUAAUUGAAAUCCACCUUCAAAAAGGGAAUUUUUCUAACUUAGCCGAUGAAUCUACGCAAAAAAUUGAGUCCGAAUUGUUGGAUUUUCUUUCGGAAUCCAUUUUCAUGCAACAAAAUCUCAUGGAGCUUUUAUCAGAAACUAAUGAUAUGAAUGAGGAUGAAAACUUAAUUGAGAUUGAUAUUUCCAUGUGA
This is a messenger RNA of Vicia villosa (hairy vetch), 570 nucleotides long. RefSeq lists its product as uncharacterized. The record is from RefSeq and is a predicted model, not a curated record. The coding region runs from base 1 to 570 and encodes 189 amino acids. NCBI's taxonomy places the organism in Eukaryota, Viridiplantae, Streptophyta, Magnoliopsida, Fabales, Fabaceae. The transcript is spliced from 2 exons.